AUAGAUAGUAUAGCAUAAUAAAAAGGCAGACGCAUGCGCAUGGAUGACAAUCUGUUGGCCCUCGGUGAAGAGACCAGAGCAAACGGAUGUGAGCAAGGGAAAGAAUUACCUCUAUCUCCUAGCAUACAUGGUGAAAUUCCCAUGGGAUCAGAACGGAUGGAGAUGCGCAAGAGGCAGAUGUCGGUGCAACAAGAGACACCGAGCACUGCACAAGCGCAGCAGGAGACAGGGAGCCGAGGAUCCAAUGCCUGCUGCUUCUGCUGGUGCUGCUGUUGCAGCUGCUCAUGUCUUACUGUUAGGAAUGAAGAUGGAGAUGAGAGGUCUGCAAGAGCCUCCCAUGACGUCAGGGCGGAAGGCACCCCAAGCUGUGAAGAAAGCCCAAAUCCGACACUGGAGGAGGUGGGCUCCUGGGGGCAGUCCUUCGACAAGCUAAUGAAAGGCCCUGCCGGACGAAACGCUUUCCGCGAUUUUUUACGAACAGAAUUCAGUGAAGAGAACAUGCUGUUUUGGCUAGCCUGUGAGGAACUUAAAAAGGAAACCAACAAAAGUGUCAUAGAAGAAAAAGCACGGCUUAUAUAUGAAGACUAUAUUUCAAUCCUUUCGCCUAAAGAGGUCAGCCUGGACUCCAGAGUUCGUGAAGUGAUCAACAGGAAUAUGCUUGAGCCAACAUCCCACACGUUUGACGAUGCACAACUGCAGAUAUACACCUUAAUGCACAGAGACUCAUACCCUCGAUUCAUGAACUCUUCAGCCUACAAGAACCUGCUCCAGAGCUUAUCGGAACCGUCCUCAGAAUCUUAGGAACUGUCUUUCCUUUUUCUUAAAUUAUUUACAAUAGAUAAUGUCAGUAGGCCAAGUGGCCACUCACAGUGACUUUAGACCUGUAGGAUCUGACCCUGAAAUGUAAACUCAGGCCUAUUUUACUCUGGAUUUUAAUGUCUCAAAUCUGCAGAGGGCUCCCCAACACCAGCCAAAUGCAGCUUCAGACCAACUUAGCAAGACACUCCAAAGGAUAACUGAAAAUAAAAAGCCUGUUGUUAUGUUUUUUAACUAUAUGUUGGCAUGUGUGUGUGUAUAUAUACACUGCCAACAACAUUGGGGCACCCUUCAUCUCUGUAUUUGUUGUGAGUAAUAUAUGUGUGUGUGUGUCUAUAUAUAUAUAUAUAUAUAUAUAUAUA
Molecule: messenger RNA, 1178 nt
Organism: Polyodon spathula (Mississippi paddlefish)
Lineage: Eukaryota; Metazoa; Chordata; Actinopteri; Acipenseriformes; Polyodontidae
Product: regulator of G-protein signaling 20-like
Exons: 5
Coding region: 34-801 (255 amino acids)
Source: RefSeq, a predicted model, not a curated record